Mangifera indica (mango) is the source of this 1621-nucleotide messenger RNA. RefSeq lists its product as uncharacterized. Gene Ontology annotation, molecular function: protein binding. The record is from RefSeq and is a predicted model, not a curated record. The coding region runs from base 283 to 1278 and encodes 331 amino acids. The transcript has 7 exons. NCBI's taxonomy places the organism in Eukaryota, Viridiplantae, Streptophyta, Magnoliopsida, Sapindales, Anacardiaceae.
UACUAUGAGCUUCCUUUGACCCGUGAAUCGUUCAAUCAGACGUCUCAUAUUGCCGUGAUCUUUCUCUCUCUUUUUGUUAAGUUUUUCACCUUGUACACAGAGUUAUCAAUCACAACCGUAAGAGUCAUUUUGAUUGUAUUAAUUUUCUGGUUGUGUCAUGAGCUCAAGGUUCUUAAUUUGUUGAAGCUGAUUCGGAAAUGGCUAUGCUUCACGUAUCAAUUGUCUCUGCGGUAUGUUGAGUCGAUUAGUUGGUUAAUUCAGCUAGGGUUUGUAGAUUUGAUUAUGGCAGAAGCUUCGAGAGCGCGUGUCACUAUUACUCUUGGACGUGGUGGCCAGGUGGUGAAGAGGUCGGGACUAGUGUCAGAUGUUGGUUUUCCUGAUUCGCUGCCGGCUGCUGGAAGUAAGCGUUCCAUAAGGGAUAGACUAGGAAGUAAUUCAGAUAGUUCCCAAGUCAACCACAAAAGACAAAAAGGGGAUAGUUGCAUUACAAAUUUGGCUAAUAACGGUGUUGAUGAUGUUUCUAUCAGAAAAAAUGACCUCCGAUUCAAACUUAUGCAAAAAAAUUUAGUUAGACAAGCUCAGAGUCAUUAUGAUCGAAAGUUCAUGGACCUCCGUGAAAAGCUUUCUAGGACUGGGUGGCCCCCACUUAGUAAACUUGAUACACUUCAGUGCAUGCCUGAGUCAAAAGAAUCCAGUAUCCUGGGGAGAAUUCCUCUUACAGGAAGUGCAGAUGAUUUGCCCCCGAUGAGCUCAUCCAGAAACUCUUAUUCUGCUUGGACUUUGGAUCAUAUAAGACGAAGAUCACCAGAGAGAGUUUUUGGUUCUUCUAGGGGUCCAUCCCCCACAAGGAAUGUGGAGCGUCUACCAAAUAGGCCAUUAAGCAGGACAUAUGAUGAUGUGAGAACAGUUCCAUAUAUGAGCAAGGAUGUUCAUAAUGCUCCAAGGCCUGUUAGUUCUUCACCUUACAUCACCAAACCUGCAUUGCCUUCUGGAUCUACAAAGCCUGCACCACCGGCCCCACAGCUUCUGGGCCAACCGUCCAUGUCUGUUGGGGUCAUGCCGAAAAGUUCAUACAUGGGUGAAGAACAACAAACAGUUGAUGGUUUGUUACAUUCACUGGGAUUGGGAAAAUAUGCCAUCCAUUUUAAGGCUGAGGAAGUGGAUAUAACUGCACUGAAGCAGAUGGGGGAAAAUGACCUCAAGGAGCUGGGAAUACCUAUGGGGCCUAGAAAAAAGAUUCUCCUUGCUCUAUUGCCUCGCGCCAAGCGGCAACGGUGACAGUUGCACAUAAAGAGUAAGUCUUUAUUCUGAUUCUCAGUUAUUAUCGGGAGUUCAAUUGAAGAAUCUUUCCCUUGAAAGAAAUAUCUUGUAUUCUCUCAAUUUAAAUAGGUUUGUCUCAUCAAACAGUUAUCACAUUUUUGCCUUUACUUGAUCCAUCAAUAUUAACUGAUAAUAUUGAACAUUAUUGAGGUGUAGAAUAUUUUUCCUUAAUGACCUUCUACACCUGAAAAUUGUUUUGAUUACAUUUGCAUAUAAUUGGUGACAGUUGUUUCCCCUCGGAAUAUUUUGGGAUUGGCUUGUGAUACUGGUUUUAUUUCAUGUAAAGAAAUAGUAUUGCCCA